AUGUUAAUGGCUGUUGGAAUAAUACUACAUUUGAUCGUGAAUGUUAUCGGUACUUCCAUCUUUCUACUUGCGAGUUCUAAAAAUUAUCCUGGUGCUGAAGCACUUACUUCUCUUCAGUAUUUACGGCAUAUCAAUCGAAAUAAACAUAUUACCGUUUAUGUCGAUAGUUAUGCUGCUCAAACCGGUAUCAGUCGAUUUUUGCAGUGGUAUGAUGCUUGGGAGUACAAUAAAACCGAAAAUUUGGGAUCAUCGCAACUUGCGCAAUUCGACUAUAUAUUGAUUGGUUCAUACACGGAACCUAAUAUCGUCAGCUUUGCUGCGCGAAAUUUCUCUUCUACUCAUCAUAUUUUAUAUGAUGUUAAAGCAUUCCAAGGAAUUGAAUUUGGAAGAAUGCUUCAGUUCCCAUACUAUUGGCCUACCAUGAAGUUCAAUUCACAGUUAGUGGUAUUAGAGAAAUUGCGUUACUCUGAUUCAGUUUGA
Messenger RNA from Cercopithifilaria johnstoni, 480 nucleotides. The record is from the annotation of a GenBank genome assembly. NCBI's taxonomy places the organism in Eukaryota, Metazoa, Nematoda, Chromadorea, Rhabditida, Onchocercidae.